AUGUCGCUACAGAAAGUAGACCGAAUUUCCAUCCUCUGCAAAAGAAAGCCUGGGAUCUCUGAAGACGAGUUUCACAAUUAUUGGGCAAACCAUCAUGGACCCUUAUGUCAGGAGUUGCUCUGUAAAUAUGGAAUUAUCAAAUACAAUCAAUUUCAUAUAACUCCCGAAUACAAAGACAAGCUUGCAGCGUUCGGGGUCCAAGCACCUUCUUACGACGGCAUGGCGGAGUUCCUUGUCCAUCGGUUUGAAGACAUGGUCACCUUUUUCACCGCUCCUGAAUACUUGGAAAAGAUCCGGCCCGAUGAACUGAAAUUUGUAGAUCAAGAUACGAUCAUUUUCCUUGCUGGAGUGGAUUACGUGGUUGUGGACAACAACAAGCCCGUGGUACACAAAGGAGAUAGCGCGUUUUCGGACAGACGGAUGAAGAACAUAUAUCCCUCCAAGUUGUAA
Molecule: messenger RNA, 450 nt
Organism: Rhinocladiella mackenziei CBS 650.93
Lineage: Eukaryota; Fungi; Ascomycota; Eurotiomycetes; Chaetothyriales; Herpotrichiellaceae
Exons: 3
Coding region: 1-450 (149 amino acids)
Molecular function (GO): oxidoreductase activity
Source: RefSeq, a predicted model, not a curated record